Molecule: messenger RNA, 20092 nt
Organism: Odontomachus brunneus
Lineage: Eukaryota; Metazoa; Arthropoda; Insecta; Hymenoptera; Formicidae
Gene: zfh2
Product: zinc finger homeobox protein 3
Exons: 8
Coding region: 2527-12543 (3338 amino acids)
Biological process (GO): regulation of transcription by RNA polymerase II
Cellular component (GO): nucleus
Molecular function (GO): RNA polymerase II cis-regulatory region sequence-specific DNA binding; DNA-binding transcription factor activity, RNA polymerase II-specific; zinc ion binding
Source: RefSeq, a predicted model, not a curated record
AUCGUGUCGGACGCUGGACGAGGCGCACGCUCGAUGCGAGGCAGCGCGUGCUUUCAUGCGUGCGGAGACCGGUGGAAGCGGUACCAGGACCACGGUCAGUCCUGGACGUCCACAUCGUCCUGGUCGUAGGCGUCGCCGCGAUCUGACCCCGCGGCUGCACCGGACCAGUUCGGAAAGUGGUUGCGGACCUUGGUGUCCGCCGCCGCCGUCGUCAUCGCCGCAGCCGCAGCCGCAGCUGUAGCAGCCGUCGUCGCUGCCACCGCCACCGCCACAGCCACCGCCACCACCGCCGACCACGCGGCACAUGCACACACAUACAUACACGUGUGACAGGCGCGUGAGUGCGACGGAGAAGCGGCUACCGAGCGUGGCCGAGCGCAGGCGAGGAUCCGCGAUCGUACCUCGCGGCGUCCUGGCGCGCAGCAGCCGAUUGGUCGACGGCCCGAGGAAGUGGUCACCGCUGACAAGGGCUCGGAGCAGGCCGCCACGUGAGUCGAGUGCAGCACCGCGAGAUAGAAUAGCGCGCGCGCGCGCGCCAAGAGAGACUUUCCGACCUUCCCGACGUGCGCUCGCGACCUUCCGCAUCCGGAGAAAUAUUGGGGGAUCCCGCAGCGUGUACCCGCGUCUCUUGACCGGCAGCAGCUGCCCCGCUCGGCGGCAUACACGUUACGGAACGUUGCGGAAGCAACGCGAUCCGGAAGUGUCUUCUGGUCAGGACCGGUCCGCCGACUUUGGAGAACGCCAUGAGGUCGCACGGGGGAAGACUCUGAGAGCUCACAGGUGAAACCUCCCUCCCCUCCCUUGGCGAACAUCCCAACGACACGUUGCAAAACGUCAUGUCGUCAUGUUAUUUCGCGGCGAUGUGAGUUCCUCACCGCUGAUGACGCUCGUUGCAGGACAGAGAGACACCGGCAGAAUCUCGCGCCAUUUAUCGAAAUGAGACUAAUGGAAGUUGUGUGAUUAAGACAAAAACUCCGAGAGUGACCACGGUAUCGUACAAGUCACGUCACUCCGAUUACUUCCUGAGGAAGCGGCGUUGUGGUCUUUCAGAGGAUCUCCCCGACGCACCGGCCGAUCUCGGGGAUCGUUUCGAGUCGCUUUUAGCGUAGAAACAACGAACUCUUCUCAAUAACUCUAUCUAUAACUAUACUUCUACUUCAUACUUUAGCUUCGUGUUAGUGUAAUUAACACUCGCGUAUGCUCGAUGUCAGUCAGCUGAUCCUGCAGUCCGUAUAUCGGUCGGCCACGAUCACCCGCGAACGUUUGACGUUUCUCCCAGGUGACGAGGGAUACGGAGCGCGCAAGUGCGCCGCGGGCUGACGCUCCGACUUUGGACUCCGAAUCGAUUUACUUAAUUUCUGGCACGGUCCGAGCAGCGAGACUGACACGUUGACGUUGUCGCGCUCGCCACGUGAGUGAUCGAUCGCGACCUACGACAACGCCGUCGUGGUUCCCCUCGUCGGCUGAAGAAGCGGCUUUUCGUGCUCUUUGACUGAACCGGAAACGAAACUCGUAGCACUGCGAGUCCCCGCUGCCGGCGAUGGAGGAUCGGUUCGACGAGCGUAAUCGAGGAUCGAGGGACCAGAGGCUCGAGUCCCCGUGAUCUCGCGAACGGCCAGUCCGUUCGGGCCUCUAAUUCCCUCUUCGUGAUUGCCGAUACUCUCCUCGUCGGGAACGAUAAUAGCGCGCGCGGCAAGAAACGCACGCGCCGCGUCUGCGAAUCUCGACCGCGGCACAGGACGCAGGAGGGUCGCGCGUGGCGAAACUCUCUCGACGAGUACGACGUGCGGUUUAUAUCGUUAGCUUCGAUCGUGACACGAGCGACUGGAGGAGAGCAGGACGGGCAAUUUGUUGCCAGCAGUCGUCGAGCGCGUCCGGAACAUUUGGCGAGGAUCUCGCGAGAAGCGUGUGUUUCCUCCGUUCUUGCGUGGCGAUCUCGUGUGCGAAGGAGAUACCCCGGGAGAGUGAGAAGCACGUGAGAAAAUUCGAACUGCGAAGGUGCGUCGCUCAGAAGCGAUCGAGAGGAAUCGCAUCGACCGAUCGAUGGUGACUCGAGGAGCACAGUGACUAGGUGAACUCAUCGGUGAGAAUCGAAAGAGUGAAAAAAAGGUGGGUGCGUGCUCGGGGGAGAUAACGAGAAACUCCGGAGUCGCCUGCCGGCGCGAGAAAAGUGUAGCAGGCGUUUAAAGGCCGCCGAAUCAAGCUGGAUUUUUGCAUCCGCGAUAUGUCGCGCUUUCCUUUUCGGGACGUGAGGAGGCCCGAGGGAUCGUAGAUGAUUUCUACUGUCUGCGUCCUCGAAAGAGCUUCCAGUUCUAUGCUGGCGUACUUCCUUGGUACGACCUGGGCUUGCGUCGGAGUAGCUAGUGAACCGUAUCUCGCUGGCGACGAAAAGAAUAAGACGGGGAAGCAAUCGGCGAGGACGUGGGUGAGUGUAACGCGCGGAAGAAGAAGAAGAGGCAGUCCGGAGAGCGCAGACGCAGGCGCCGUAGGUGAUGUGAGGCUGGCGCCCGCCUCACGUUUGGGGUGAUGCCCUCCAGUGAGCCCCAUCCCCCCCAGUACCACCUUCAACACCACAACAUUCCUCCCUCGCAUCUACAGCAAAAUACGUCGACCGCGAUCGGGCAGCAUCAGCUCUAUCAGCAGCUGGUGGCGGCCCAUCAACAGCAACAGCGCCAGCAGCAACACGGCGUACCCUUUCAAAAUUCCACGUACGCGCAGCAGAAGCAAGAGAUGAGCCCGGAGGAGGAGGGGGGCCGCGGGGGUGGGUCCCCCCCGGCGGCUGGGGCUGCUCUUCAUCAGCCCCAUCACCCCCGCACGGCUAGUCCACCCUCGGGCACGGAACCCUGCACUCGCGACGCGAUACCGACACCGACACCCAUCGCGGACACAACCACCACCACCACAACUAUGACGAUGCAGUUGCAGGGUCAACAGCAACAGCAACAGCAGGAUCCGAGCCCGAGCCCGAGUCCGACGGGCGGUGACGUGGAAAAGUUCGAUGGCAAGAUCGUGUACAAUCCGGACGGAUCGGCCUACAUCAUCGAAGGUGAGAGCGAACUCAGCGAGGACGACUCUCUACCGGACGGCUGUAUCGUGGACGGGCGCGGUGUAUCGGUUCCUCACACCUUAGUUUUCCCACAAAUCGCGAGCGCGUUCUACGUGUCGCGGCUGUACGCGCAGCAGGCCUACCAGCAGCAGCAACAGCAGCAACAACGCUCCGCGGUCCAACAGCACAAUCCCGAUCUUCCCGUGAUGCACAGUUACCGGGUGAUCAGUUACAGGAGCGCGGAAGGCAGCAAGCAACCACCUCCGGCGCCCACAGUGCCACCGUCGCCUGCCGCGUCAGUACCUGUCAAGCCUAUUCUAAUGUGUUUCAUAUGCAAGCUCAGUUUUGGCUAUGCCAAGAGUUUCGUCGCGCAUGCCCAAGGCGAGCAUCAACUCACAUUGAUGGAAGACGAACGGCAGAUUCUCUCUCACUCGACCGCAUCGGCUAUUAUACAAGCCGUAGGUAGAGGAAAGCAGCCGCUCGUCAGUUUUCUGGAACCUGUCACGAGCUCGACCUGUGCGCAGGUGUCGCCCGCACCUUUGCAAAAUCAACAGCAACAACAAAGAAAUGAAUCCAUCGAGAACGAGACACCGACGACAACGAGCACGCCAGCAAGUACUCCCGGCGUGCCCAGCAGUCCUCAGCAACAGCAGCAAUCGCAACAGCAACAACACCACCAGCAGAUCCAACAGCAGCAACAACAACAACGACCCUCGCCGAGCACCCCCACCACGCCCACGUCGCAUUCGAAUCAUCCGCUCACAUACAAUCAUCAGCAACAACAGCAACAUCAGUGGAUGACCGGCGGGCAGGUGAGUGCCGCGUCUUGGGCGAAAGCGUCCGAUGCUAUGCAUUACACCUCGCCACCGCCGCCGAGUUCGUCCACCAAAGGAUCACCGUCUUCGUACGUCGCUCUCACGCAACAACCACCAAACUUUCUCACCGGCACGACGAUAGGAGUUUGUCCGGAGCAUAUGCAGGGAAGACCGAGCGGGGUGGAGUGUCCCAAGUGCGAGCUCAUACUGAACCGUCACCCUCCCGGCGGAAUGCUCGCAGGCAUCCACAGCCGGAACUCGUGUAAGACUCUCAAAUGUCCCAAGUGUAACUGGCACUAUAAAUAUCAGGAGACCCUCGAGAUACACAUGAAGGAGAAACAUCCGGAUAGCGAAACAUCCUGCAUCUACUGCAUCGCCGGGCAACCUCAUCCUAGGUUAGCGCGCGGUGAGACUUAUACCUGCGGCUACAAGCCGUACAGAUGCGAAGUGUGCAAUUACUCGACCACUACGAAGGGCAAUCUCAGCAUACACAUGCAGAGCGACAAACAUCUCAACAACAUGCAGGAAUUACAGCAAGGCGGCGGGGGUGGCUCCGGCACCAACAACCCCUCCUCGUCGCAGGACGCUCCAAUGCCGACGCGGAGUCCCCACCAUCAGCAGAAUCACAGCCCGCACCUGGCGGCCCAAGGUGGCAAUCAGAGCAAGCCGAAGCCCACGUUUCGCUGCGACGUGUGCAACUAUGAGACGAAUGUCGCACGCAAUCUUAGGAUACACAUGACCAGCGAGAAGCACACGCACAACAUGCUGGUGCUGCAACAGAACGUCAAGCACAUGCAGACUCUGUCUGCGCUGCAGUCGCACCACCAACAGGCGCAGCACCAUCAUCAGCAGGCUCAACAGCAGCACCAGCAACAGCUCGAGCAAUUGCUGCACUUGGGCGGCUUGGACAAGCCGCAACACGCGGAGGCGGCGUUGGCAGACAUGGCUUACAACCAAGCGCUGCUCAUACAAAUGAUGACAGGCGGUCAACUGCCGCCACAAUUACCACCGGAGCUCAUGGGUGGCAUCGCAAGCAUAGGCGCCAUGGGUAAUCUUGGCGGUGACAUUGGCCUGUCGCCGGACAGCAUGGAACCGCCGCCGGAACCCGCCGACCCAGACCCCACGCAUCUCUAUCACUGCUGUGUGUGCAACAAUUUCGCCACGGAUUCGUUGGACGCGCUGAGCCAUCACUUAGGCGCCGACCGAACGAGAACUCGCGAAGGCGAAAUCCUCGUCGUAGUAGCCGGACAUUUUGUCUGCAAGCUCUGUUCCUACAAGACCAACCUGAAGGCGAACUUUCAGUUGCACUGCAAGACCGACAAGCAUCUGCAACGUCUGCAGCACGUAAACCACGUGAAAGAGGGUGGCCCGCGGAACGAAUGGAAACUCAAGUACUUGGCGUCGCCCACGAGCGCUGCGCAAUUGCGCUGCCACGCGUGCGACUACUACACCAACAGCGCUCACAAACUGGCACUGCACGCCGCCUCGCCCAGGCACGAGGCCGCGGCGCUUCUGCUACGUCACCUCGUCGAGACGAGCAGCAACAUCCAAUCCCCAGGCAAACUGUAUCACUGCGCUCUGUGUGCGUUCAGCGCGCGACACCGAUUGCAGCUACUGCAACACGUGAGGUCGUUGCGGCACCUUCAGAUGGAGCAACUACAUCAGCUCCAGCGACGAAACAGUUUCCAAGGCAGCGAAACCCCGCACACGGAUAUCGGCGACGUGUUUCAGGUGAUGAGCGACCCUGACGUGCCGUCCACGCAACAAUGCAGUCCGACCACACCGACAACACCGAAUGCUGCGAGCGCCAACAGUGAACGGCGGGAGGAGGGUAGCGAGUGCGGCAGCGAAGUGAAACAAGAACCAGACAACGAUCCAGAACAGGAACAAGAGACCGAAAACGAUCAAGAGGACAUUACGUGCCUGUACUGUACGUACCAGCCGACGUCUAGGGAAGAAUUACGGCAACAUUUGCAAGUGGCUCACGUUCAAGAUUCGGAGGAGAAGGCCGAGACGGUAAAGGAGGAGCCACAGCCGGAAUUGUUGUGUCCACUGUGCCAAGACAGCUUCAAGGAGCGUCCCGCUCUGGAGAAGCAUGUGAUGCAAAUCCACUCCGUCAACACGGACGGUCUGCAGAGGCUAUUACUGUUGGUAGAUCAGAGCCAUUGGCUGAACAACAACCCACGUAACACCUCGAUUCCAGCUGUUACGACGCCAACAUCACCCACGACUACGACGAAACCGCAGCAAGAAGAGGAAAUGAGCGAGCGGGGUGGUAGCGACGAGAUCGAGGAGAUCACCAGAUGUACCGUGUGCGGCCGGAUUUGUCGUUCCAUCGAAGAGCUGCAACAACACCACCGGGAGGCACACCCGGCCACUACGCCUACGCUGGCAGUCAGCGAGAAACACGUGUACAAGUAUCGCUGCGGACAGUGCAGUCUCGCGUUCAAGACCCUGGAGAAACUCCAGCAGCACUCGCAGUACCAUGCCAUCAGGGAUGCGACCAAGUGCGCCUUGUGCGCACGAUCAUUUCGUUCGGUCCAAGCGCUCCAAAGACACUUGGAGUCCGCCCACGCGGAUCUCCACGAGGACGAGAUGGCUCAAUGCAAGCAGAGUUUGAUCCAUGUACACCCGCUGCUUCAGGCGUUCACAGAAGAAGCGUUGAGGAAGCAAGGUGGCCUGAUAGUCGAGCAGAACGCGGAGGACGAGGCUGGCAGGGGUGACGAGGAGGAGAGCGACGCAAGCGACUCAUCCCCGUUGCACAAGGAGCACCGUCUACUGGAGGAUUACCUGAACAGCCCGCAGAUGGCCGAAGACAGCUAUCACGAUCCCAAUCGAAAAUUCAAGUGCCACCGAUGCAAGGUAGCCUUCACGCGGCAGAGCUACCUCAGCGGCCAUAACAAGACCUUGCUGCACCGCAAGGGAGAAAAGAUGUCUUAUCCCAUGGAGAAGUAUCUUGACCCGAACAGACCGUAUAAAUGCGACGUUUGCAAGGAGAGCUUCACGCAGAAAAACAUACUUCUGGUGCAUUACAACAGUGUGAGCCACCUGCACAAAUUGAAGCGGGCGAUGCAGGAGCAAGGUAAUAACAACACGUUAAUCUCGGUCGCACCGCCGGCAAGUCCGACUGAGUCGCCGGACUCCCAGCAGGAUCAGGACAAAAAACCCUACAAAUGCAACAUCUGCAAAGUCGCUUAUUCUCAAGGCAGUACAUUGGAUAUCCAUAUGAGAAGUGUGCUUCAUCAUACGCGCACUAGUAAACUACCGGAUCUGGCGGCUAGUGGACAAGUGGACCUUGGCAGGCCGUUGAUCGAGCAACCACCGCCAAGCAGCCCAAACAGUCCACCCGUCAAUACCAACACAAGCAACGCGGGCGGGAUGUUGACUUGUCAGCGAUGUAGCGCGCUGUUCGUUAAUCAGGAACAACUGGCGACGCAUCAACAGCUCUAUUGCAUUUUCACGAAUCCACUAGCGUUGUUUCAACAGUUUACAGCGGCGCAGCAGUUGGCCUCGUCCACCCCGGCCAAGACUCCGCCGCCUACGUCCACUACGCCGGGACCUCAACACAUGCAACAGACUACUCAGCACUCACAGACGCCGGACAUUCUCUCGCAGCCGCGGCACAAGACCUCGCAUAUGUACAAACACCUGUUGGAAAGCUUCGGCUUUGACCUUGUGAUGCAGUUCAACGAAAAUCACCAAAGACGCCGAAAGGAGGAGGAGGUGGCCGCCGCUCUGCAGGCGCAGCAGGAACAGCAGAAACAAGAGCAGCAGAAGCAAGCUCUCGCAGCGCAAGCUGCACAAGAGCGAGAAGAGGAAGCCGAGGAGCACACUGACGAUGACGUGAUACCCGAGUUAACGCGCAGCACUUGCCAGCACUGUAACAAGGAGUUCAGCAGCGUCUGGGUGCUUAAGGCUCAUUGCGAAGAGGUACAUCGCGAUCUAGUACCGCGGGAGUUUCUUGAGAAGUACGUCCAACAGUUCAAAUGUGAGUAUGAGAAGAAAAGCGUCGUAGUGACCGUGGCGACUUCUUCGUCAACUACUACUGCGCCGCGGAGUUCGACUCCCGCUGCUGCGCAACCACAAGAUCUCAGUGCCGAUAAGGAGUCGCGCGAAAAGGAGAAGGAGGAGAUCGACAGCAAGGAGCGCAUUAGCCGUACGCCGGAAGCCACGUCCACCACACCGGCGACCACCCCAGCGUUAAGCAAUACUCCCGUCUCCAGCACGGAUUCUACGACACCGACUGCGAUGCCUAGCAAUUCGCAACAUCACAUUCAGCAGCAACAACAGCAGCACCAACAACAGCAGCACCAACAGCAGCAACAGCAACAGCAACAACAGCAGCAGCAGCAGCAGCAGCAGCAGCAGCAACAACAACAGCAGCCGCCGCAUGUUCAGAGCAUCUCAUUGGCGCAACAAAUGUCGGAAAUGCAAGCUGCUAUAAACGCAAUGGCGGCAUCGCAACUGCAACAUCAGCUGCAGCAAUAUCCGGGACUGAUGAUGGGGAUGAUGGGUUUACCAUUGGGAUUGAACGCUCAUGCUUUGGCCGCCAUGAAUCUACAGCCGCCUCUAGUGCCAAUGAUGUUACCGCCACCGCCGUAUGACGGCGCUACGGCCGGAUAUCCUUCGAUCAACGCUCAAGCAGAUCUUCUUGCCAAGCAACAUCUUGCUCUUCAGCAGCAGCAAGCAGCAGCAGCGGCGAAUGUUGCGGCAUCGCAGAAACGAGCACGUACGCGUAUCACUGACGAUCAACUAAAGAUAUUGCGGGCCCACUUCGAUAUUAAUAAUUCGCCUGGAGAGGAACAAAUUAUGGAAAUGGCUACUCAAAGCGGUCUACCACCUAAAGUUAUAAAGCAUUGGUUCCGUAAUACGCUGUUCAAAGAACGACAACGUAAUAAAGAUAGCCCUUACAACUUCAAUAAUCCGCCGAGCACUACUCUGAAUCUCGAGGAGUACGAGAAGACCGGUGAAGCGAAGGUGACUCCGUUAAACUCCAGCGUGUCGGGAAGCAGCUCCUCCGAUGACAAAAGCCCGAAUAAACAGGCAUCACCGCCACCGUCGAUGCAGAACGUGAGCACGUCGCAACAGCCUGCCGAGAUCAAACAGGAGGCACCCGAGCAGACGCAGUGCCAGCAACAACAGCAACAGCAGGCGUUGCAACAUCAGGAAGACCAGCAACAUCACUCCCCCGGUAGCUCGGGUGGCCAACAAUCGCGACCACACUCACCCGCUCUCAGCAUGAGCUCCGUGUUCUCCGGUAUCCAUCACGACGUUUCGUCCCAUCCUUCGACAACCACAAACGCCCCUAGCACUCCGAUGUUACCUCCGCCGAAAUUGACGCCCCAGAACUUUGUUAAUCCAACGCCGGGAGCAGGCAGUGUUGUGCCAGGCGCGAUCGCCGCCAUGGCACUCACUCCGCAGAGGUCCCUCAGUCCGGGUCGCGGGCCGACGGAUUAUUCCUUCGUCGGCAAUAGUAACGGCAGCAACUCGUCCGGCAGUAAUUCCGGUAAGCGUGCCAACCGCACUAGAUUCACCGAUUACCAAAUUAAGGUUCUCCAGGAAUUCUUCGAGAAUAACGCGUACCCGAAGGAUGACGAUUUAGAAUAUCUCAGUAAACUCCUGAGUCUGAGUCCUCGCGUGAUCGUAGUGUGGUUUCAAAAUGCUAGACAGAAGGCACGUAAGGUCUACGAGAAUCAACCCGCGCCCGAGCUCGUAAUACCGGGCGGACGCGAGAGCGAUGACAGCAGCGGCAAUGGAAACGUACCGGGUAGAUUUCAGAAAACAGGUUCGACGUACCAGUGCAAGAAGUGCCUGCUCAUAUUUCAGAAAUAUUAUGAGCUCGUGCGCCACCAGAAGUCGCACUGCUUCAAGGAGGAGGACGCGAAGAGAAGCGCCCAAGCUCAGGCCGCCGCGGCGCAAGUUGCUGCGAUUUUAAGCUCGGAAGAUAGCAACAGCAGUUCCACCACAACCGCGAACAACACGGUGACGGGCAGCAAUCCAUCGACCGUGUCCGCGCUUGCUGAACAGUUGCAGCAAUCAUUGAACACCGUCACACCUCCGCACCAUCAGCAACAAACGUUGACGCAGACCCAUCAGCAGUCACAGCAACAACAGCAGCAACAGCAGCAGCAACAACAGUCGCAGUCGCAGACGGAAUCGAAAGAAGGCAGCUUUCAAUGCGACAAGUGCAACUUGAUGUUCGGACGCUUCGAUCUUUGGCGCGAGCACCAAUUAGUACAUAUCAUGAACCCGUCCCUAUUUCCGCCGUCGUACCCACCUGACUCGCCCUUUGGAAUUUUGCAACAGCAAGCUCUGAACGCUACCACCGGAGUCGCAACAGAAGCUCCGCAUCCGCUUAUCACUCUGAUGCAAGAACGCAAAAGGAAGUACGACGAUUUCGAGGAGAGUACGGGCGGAGACACUCGUUCGAAUUCCGAGCACAGCGAACAGCCAAAGGACAAGCGUCUGCGUACAACGAUACUCCCGGAACAAUUGGACUAUCUCUACCAGAAGUAUCAAGUAGAGUCGAACCCAUCGAGGAAGAUGCUGGAGACGAUCGCGCGCGAGGUCGGCUUGAAGAAGCGCGUGGUGCAGGUAUGGUUCCAAAAUACCCGUGCUCGUGAACGCAAGGGACAGUUCAGAGCCCACAGCCAAGUGAUCAACAAGCGCUGCCCCUUCUGCCCGGCGCUGUUCAAGGUGAAGUCUGCGCUGGAGACUCACCUCAGUAGCAAGCACGCCGACCAAGUAGCGCGCGGCGAAGUUAACAUAGACAACAUACCGGACGAGGAACUCUCGAUGGAGUCGGCACCUUCCAAUUCCAGCACCCCCAACAUGAUGCCGCCAAUGUUCCCCCCACUGACCAGUGAGGUGGAGGCUUCUUUGAAAAGAUACUACGAGGAGUCGAUGAAACGAUACAUUAGUGAACUACAGGCGCACGCUAGCAACGGCAAGCAGGAGACGUCGAACCAUCAGGCCAGCAGCGGCGAAUCACCGUUAGAUUUGAGCAAACCAGUCGACCUCAGCCGUCCAAUGAUGAAACUAAGUUUGGGUGGUUUGAGCAAUCUCCUUGAGGAACAACACGGAGCACAUUUUCGUGGCGGUAGCGACUGCGGGCCUCUCACCGACCUGUCUGAGCGCAGUGUCUGCGACGAAGAUAGCAUGAGUGAGACCACGGAGUUUCUGGACGAUGAGAGCGGACCGGCAAGUCCGGCAUCGAGCACUCAGAGCUCAAGGCAGGGACCUGCCAGCGGAGGCACUGGUAAUACCACCGGCGGACCAUCGGCGACAAGUGGUCAGUCGGGCGGCAACGCCAGUCAAUCCGGAGGCAAGCGUUAUCGCACGCAAAUGUCGGCUACUCAAGUGAAGGUGAUGAAGUCGCUGUUCUCGGAUUACAAAACGCCUACGAUGGCUGAAUGCGAGAUGCUCGGCCGCGAGAUCGGACUGCCAAAGCGCGUCGUUCAGGUCUGGUUUCAGAAUGCCCGCGCUAAAGAGAAGAAGGCUAGGCUAGCAGCGGGUCUCCCGGCAGAGGGAUCAGCUGUGCAACCACAUCGCGGGCCAACCGGGCCCGACGAAUGUAGGUUGUGCUCCGUGCGAUAUUCGGCCAAGACUCCGCUUCAGGAGCAUGUGUUCUCGCGGCGGCAUAUCGAGUCGGUGCGCGUCGCUGUCGAAGAGGGUAGCCUCGUGCCACCGACUCCUGGAGCACCUAUCGUACCCGGUGGUAGUGGCGCCGUCGGUGUAUCGGGCAUCGGCAACUCGUCGGUAGUUUCCGCGGUUAGUCAGCAAGUUAACCAGCAGCAGCAACAGCAACAGCAAGCGGACGAAAACAUGAUGUACGGAUCCUUGUUCCUCCACCCCACGGCAAUGUUCCAAUCGCAGCAGCAGCAACACCCCGCAGGCGCUGCCACGAGCACAACUACGACCACGGCUGUAGCGGCUGCGGGCUUGAGCGGUGGCCUACUCGGAAGCGGUCUGAUGCCGCUGCACGUGGAGGGCGGUUCUCAGGUGCAGGUGCCGCGGUCCCUGAUGCAAGCGUUCCUACAGCAAGACCCCAACCACCCCGGUCUGGAGACGGUCCGUCUGCCGAGCCCGGCACAGUGUGGCGCCGACGAGAACGGGCCGCCGCAGCACUGUCGCGAAGUGGAGACCGAGUUGUGCCUGGUGUGCCGCCGCUGCAGCAGGGCGUAUCCGCAGGAGUCGUCGCUGCUGGCGCACCAGCGCUCUUGCUACCUGGGCAAUCAGCAACGCCGCGGCGCCCUGCGCCUCGUGCAAGCACGUUACGCCUGCUCGCUGUGCGAGCCCGGCGUGCCGACGCGCAUCUACACCACCGUAGGCGAGUGGCGUCGCCACGCCGAGACGUUGCAGCAUCGCGCGCGUCUCGAGGCCGCCCAAGAGCGCCAGCAGCACCAACAGCAACAACAGCAGCAGCAGCAGCAGCAACAGCAAUUCGCCAGCGUGGACGGCGGCGUGCAAUCCGGCGAGGAGACGAAUCCCCUUACCGACGAGAUGGAAGACGUCGUCAAUCAGAUCACCCUGCUGGCGGCACGAGCCGCCGCCGAGAGCACCACCGGUCAGCCUCAGGCUGGCGGCGGCGGCGAGAAGUCCAGCCAAGACAACAACAACGGUCCCGACGUCAAACGACAAAAGCUGGUGCAGGAGGUCGCUGCCCUCGCCGGGGCACGUUAAAUGCCGCCCGAGGAGCUGGAUCUCGGGGGUUGAUCUACCAUCUCUCGCAGAGACAGGGACGGCACGUGCGACGGCACAGACUAGGAGGACGUGCGGAAGAAGCGGAAAACGGGCAGGUGGAAGAGACAGGGAGAGAGGGUGGAAAAGGCUGGAAGAGCGAGGCACAGCAAUCGAUGGACGUCGCUUGGAGGAGAUCAGACUCGAGGACCUCGCAGUGGACGAGCAAUGUUCCUAACCGGCGAUCAACGGGGUAGCACGGGUGUACACCUCGGUGGAGAUGGUCAGGUGCACACAUCGGGUUCUCCACCGUGGACAUUGCGGGGUGCGCACCCCGGGGUGCAUCUACCCCGUGGCGGUGGAGAGGGGCCAGGGGAGGGGCGGAGGAGGUGGUGGAGGAGGAGGAGGAAGACGCGAAAUGCGCGAACGGUGGACCACACUAUCGCGAGAGAUCAGAGAGCGCGUGAUCAUCGUCCAUCCUCUCUCUCUUUCUCUCUCUCUCCAUCUCUUUCUCUUGAAUUGUCGUCGUUUGUGCACCGCCACUGCCGCGUUACCAGUUAAACGAACCACUCCCCGCCCUCCCCUCGCCGCCUCCUCCCAGCUUCUCCGGGCCCCCGCCCCCGAUUCGCCUAUUAUUUUUGUAACGCGAAUCCUGCGCAGCGCGCGCCGUGAAGUUGCGCGCUCUCCAAAGUUCCUCUCGUAGCACGAAAGAAAAUGCGAGCGAAGAAGAAGAAGAAUAAACAAAUAAUGAAGGGGAGAGAAGGGAGGCGAAAGGACAGAGAGACUCGACGAAGACGAGCGUAGGGACAAGAGUGGCGGAAUCGCCCCGGGGAGUCGAACGAGCGCGUUCGGGGAAUCCUCUUUACCGGUCAGCCAAACAACAACCGGUCGUCGGUUGGUCGGUCGGUCGGUCGGUCGGUUGGUCGGUCUGUUCGAUCGGACCGAUCCGAUGGGUGCAUGUCUCGGAGCGAUGCGCGCGGCACGUUUACAGGAGAGGAGAGAAACGGCGAGUUCCGGAGGGAAAGUGCGUCGACGACGCGGAACGACGCGCGUCGAGGUGGGUUAACUUAAACGUUCCUAUGUAAAGUAAUAAUAAAGAUUUAAAGCAGAGUUACUACAAAGAGAGAAAAAGAAGCAGGAGAGAGGAAAGAAAAGAAAACGAGGCGCAGGUGGGAAACAGGCGGACGCUGACAAGGCGCGGCGUGGUAGGGUAGUUGUGUGAUGCGCGGCGCGCGAAACUGAAAACGCCGCCAUCGUUACGAAUACGUACGUACAUAUUCAUAUAUAUAUAUAUACAUACAUACAUACAUCUAUAUAUAUAUAUACAUAUAUAUAGAUAUCUGACUGUCUCUCUCUAUCACUCUCUUUCUCGUUUUGACGCGCGUAUGCACGUGGCUUUCCACGGAUCUGUGUGUAUGCGUGCGCGCGCGUGUGUGUGUCUCUCUGUUUUGUGCGUGCGCUCGUACAGAUGAGUGUGUAUGUGUGUGUGUAUGCGUGCUUGCGUGCGUGCGUGCGUGCGCGUGUUUCGGAAAGGCACAGUGGAUCGUUCAGCGACUUCGAUGGCGAUGUCGUAAAGUGAAAAAGAGAAAAAGAAGAGGGACACUAUCGCGCGUUUUGUAUUUGUCACGAACGAGACAGAGAUAUCCGCGAUUCGCGCGAAAUCGAUGAGCAAUGAAAGAAAAUUCAACAACUGUACACGCACACACGCACACAAUACGCAUACCUUUUCUCUGUCACUUUCUCAUUCACAUGCACACGCACUAUACACACUCGCCCACACAGGCACCCCACACCAUACUACACCACACACACACACACGUAUACACGCGCGCACUGUACGCACACGGUACUCGACAACUGGGAGCGAGAGGGUGGCACGUGCGUUUUUUUUUUUCUUUUUUUUUCUUCUGUUUUACUUUUUGAGCGCUCUUUAUUUGCUGCAAUUCGACAAAAGGGGAAAACGAGACGUAACGUGACGGCGGACGAAAGGGAAAACGCGACGGUGUGCAUGAGGCGGCAAUUAACCCCGUUGCCCGUCGGCGACACGACUCGCGUGCGCGAACGAGCAAGCAAGACCCAGAAACACAUGGUUCCUAUAUUUAAUAAAUUAUAUUUAAUAACGCUAAACAAAUGAUUUAGUAAUAACAUUAAUGAUAAUAAUAACAUUAAUAUUAAUAAUAAUGAUAAUAGAGUAACAGUACUACUAAAGUAAGUUAAUGAAACUAAUAAUAACGUAACGAUAGUAAUAACGAGAUAGGCAUUAGAGAGCUGUCGGUAGCUGUAACGAUUAUUGCUAGCAAUGCUCGACGAUCGAAACACAACCGGUCGGCACACAUCGACACUCGGGGCUAAGAGAGGGAGGGGGCGACCCGAUACCGUCGAAGGGGGACAGUAUCUGACCUCCGUGUUCUCCGACCUUUCUCUUCUCCGUGUCGGGCGAGGGUCUCGCGCGCGUGCGUGCGCGCGAGAGAGACAGAGAGAGAGAAAACGAAAAAUCGAGCGAGAAAAUUUUUAAAUCUGCGAUUAGAACCGGGAGAAGUUCGCGAGAGAAGACGGAAAGGCACAGAGCAACAAAUCGCUCGCUCGCUCGCGUCUCGUAGGUAUGACGCGUAUUUUUCUCGCAUCGACUGGAGCCAUGGGUUGGAGAAGGCGGGCUAAGAAUCCGGCCUCUCUCGAUCGACGACAAGGAGAGGAAUCGCGUGUAAAAUCGAGAACAACAAACAAUUCACUAUUAGGGGGUAAGCUACGAAUAAAUAACGACUAAACCGUAGAGUAUAAGGGACAAGGGGAUGAGGUAGGGCGCGGGGGCAGGACACGCGUGUCGUCAGGGACGGCGCAUGGACGCACGGAGAGACACACACAUUUUCUCACACGCAUAGGGGUAUAUAUAUAUAUAUGAAAAGAAGUAUAUAUAUAUAUAUAUAUAUAUAAAUAAAUGAAUAAAAAAGGGAAUAAAUAAGAAGAAUAUAUAUAUAUUUAAGUAGAUAAAUAUAUAUAUAUACAUAUAUAAAUAUAUAUAUAUGAUGUUGUGACGUACUAGAAUCCUCGCGGAUACUAUCCGGAACGGUGACGUGUCUACACGCGUACGUACGUCGUGUUCCUCGCUCUGGUAGCGCUCUAAGGGCGUACACGAAGAAACGAAAGUUCGCGCAUGCGGCGAGGCGGCGCGGUAUGCGAGAGAAGAAAAUGCGUAAGUGCCGGAAGUGCCACCGGAAGUUGCGAAAGAAAAACGAAAAAAAAAAGGAGAGAGAAACAAAACGAAAAACAGACACCGCGGCGUUUUACGCGCCGCGUUCUUGAAUUUACGUGAAUCAUUAGGUUAAAAGGGAGAAGAGCAAAGCGAGAAAAACUGGAUAGAGAACCGGGGAGAACGAGGGUGUCGCGUGCACACAGAACGAAGAAGAAACGGCACGGGGAGGGUUGAAGGAAUGCACCGACGGAUGGGCGCGUUCGUCUCCGGGGGCGGGGGAAUGGGGCUCGAGAAGCCGGGGGAGAGUGUCUGAGAUUCGGGGGCGUUUAGAGCACGUGGUCGUUGAGAUCAAACGAAAAGCGAAGUAAUAACUAUUUCUAAGGUACUAAGCAACUCGAGGUUCCUGUCUGCAAAAGAUGCUUUUUCUAACGUAACGUUGGUAAAAAACGGCGAUUAUUAAUAUUAUAUUUGAAUUAUUAUUAUUAUUAUGAUUAUAGAUUACGAUAUUAUAUUUACAUGUAUGUGGUCAUGUAUUGAUUAUUAUCUAUAUAAACGUUACAGCGUUGAACUAGCGUACAUUUAACACACGUACACGUUCCAACGGACACGCGAAUACACGCAUACAUACGUACAAACAAACGAACUGACAAGUAAGAAAGCAACAUACACACACACACACACACAUACACGUAUACACAUACUCACACUAGGAAGAACACAGUUAAUCGAAUUGCUAAUAUCGAAAUUUUCAGCCGAUCGUCUUUCCCGACCGGCACGAUCCUCUUUUACAGGACGUACCGGCCAAGAGAAAAAAAAAAAGAAAAAAAAAAGAAAAGAAAACGUGAAAUCUCUCUUCGUAUAAAAAAACCGAUACCUCGCAGAAUAAGACAAUUAUAACGACGGGUGCGACCGAUCCCGUGCGACUAAUUAAGGCGAUCGUCGCGGACUCGCGCGCGUUCGACGGCUGCAAAUCCGUACUCUAUCUUCAGGAUCACCGCAAACCAUGAGAACCCUAACACUAACACGAGCACGGGGCAACAUGUUCCGAGAGAAUAGAAAACGCGCGAGGAAAAAGACGCGACGGCCUGAUCCGAGACGCUAAGAUUACGAGAAAAAGAGGGAGAGAGAGAAAAGUGAAAAAUUCGCGCAUUUUUUGCCGCGUUUUCCUACGUGUGCGCGUAUAGAACCGCGUAUAGAGGAGGGGGUGAAUAUGCAUUUGAACGCACAAGAGAUCGCGAUCUUAGUUUUUCGAAUUCGCAUUCGCGAGGGGUAAGGAAAAAAGGGCGCCCCGUUAUCAUUAAUAGGCAUUGUAGUAUGCGUCCACAUGCAGAGCCAAUUAUCAAACAUGUACAUCCAUAGAGAGGAGACGCAACACCAGAUACAUACAUACACAUACACACACAAUCGUACACGCAACACACACACACACACACAUGCACGGCAUAUUCACACACACACACACACACAUACACACGCGCGACACUGAAAUCGAAUUUUGUGUACGAACUCUCAGAGUUACACAUCGCAUACGAGCGUGACUCUCAAAACGCGGCUACGUACGUGCGCGUGUACGCAAAACCGGCGCGUCGGUUUUGGCGUUUUGAGUUUCGAGUACGGGAGAUUGCGUGAUAGAGUAACCGAACCUCGCUACUAGCUGUUCCUAAAAAUCAACAAUGAGUGAGUGAUAAGCGUGCGCGGAUUAUGUAAUGGAGUGAGAUGAGCUAACGACUAUGAGAACGAGAUGUGAAAACGAGUGCUAUAUACAUAUAUUACUGCGUUGCGGAGAAUAAAAAAGAAGAGGAGGAGGAGGAGGAGGAGAAGGAGGAGACAGAGGAGGAGGGGAAGGAGGAGGAGAAGGAGGAGGAAAAAAAGGAGGAGAAGGAGGAAGAAGCAGAAGAAGAAAGCGCGCGACCGACGCCGCCGACGCCGUUUUCCGUCGACACGCGGACGCAUUGCCCUCUCGUCGUGAGACAGCAGACGACGCGCGCAAUCGAUCGAUGCUAAUGCACAAUUGUCCCUCUCCCUCUUUCUCUCUUUCUCUAUCUUUUUCUCUCUCACUCUCUCUCUCUCUCUCUUUCUCUCUCUCUUUCUCUCUCUCUUGCCGCGAGAACUUGACGAACAUGCUCGACGAUCGCGGGAUCGCGAGCGGCUCGAUCGACCGCGCACUUUUAUGGAAAGCGCAGUUUUGCGCCGGCGCGAUUUUUCGCACGACGCGAGAGAGAGAGAGAGAGAGAGAGAGAGAGGAGAGAUGAGAGGUCGCGUCGGGGCCGAUUCUCCCGCGAGCUUACCGAUGCUUACCGAGCAUCCCUCGAUGACGGUGACGACGGAGGAGCGUCGGCGCGACCGACACGUCGCGCAAACCGGCAACCGGGAUGAGAAUGCAUCGCUGGAGGAACGGAACGUUCGCGACGGCGAGAUGGAAAAGGCCACGGCGACGUCAGAGUUUUUCAUUUUUGUAAUGUCGUUGAGUUUCUACGAGAAAUGCGUUGAGCGUGUCUAUUUAUUAUGAGCUCUAUUGAUUAUCUAUAUAUUGCUAUUGUGACUCUAUUAUUGCGAUUAUUACGAUUAUCACAUUAUUAUCAAUUAUUAUUAUUAUUAUCAUCGUCAUUAUUAUUAUUAUUAUUAUCAUUAUUAUUGCGGCAAUAUUACGUUAUUAUCUCUCGCCAUUAUUAUUAUUGCCAUUAUUACCAUGAUUAUUAUUACACCAUUAUAUUGCCGAUUGACUUGCGGAUCUGUUCGAGCGACACUUGAUUGACUAUUAAUUAAUAAUGGAUACUAAUUGAUAACGAUAGCGACUAAUUCUUGUGAGAGAUUGCCAUGUGUAUAUCUAUAUGUACUCACUAUGGGGGCACCGUGAGCCUCGUGUGGGCCCGCACGCCCACCGACGGCGCGGGGCACCCGAAACGCCGGCCCGGGCAACCCCGAUGAUGUUGGCGCCGCGCAUCGGCUCGCGGCACGCGAUGGAGAUAACCGAGAAGCGCGAGAGAUCCACGACGUGUGUAUGUGUGUGUGCGCGCGCGUGUGUAUGUGUGUGUGUGUGUGUGUGUGUGUGUGUGUGAGAGCGCUCAUCAAGUGAGACUCGCUCGAGUCGCACGGGAGACCCAAGACGAUAGAGUCUCGGACCUAUACGACGGACACCCGAGAGCGCCUCUCUUCUCGCGCCUCUCGCCGGGCCCUUUUUGUAAAACGCGGAGGCGCAAGGAGAGACUGGCGACGGGGGGACGCGACCUUUUGCGAAGAACGACGCGCACGCAGGCACCAACACGGACCGACGGAAUUACGCGUUUCGCCGAAACACAGGAGGACCGACAUUGCGAACGUACCGUGCGUUUCACCUGGCUGCCUGUCAAACCUGUUCAUCUUUUACGCGCCGCGGCGGAGAAGAAACGGACUUUCUCAGCGGCGGGACAAUACGCGGUGUAUUUUUCCGUCGCAACCCCACACACAUACACACACACGCAUACAUACAUAUACCCACGUUCCCCGUUGUGUUUUGCAUUGCACAUCACAGUUGCCAACCACUUAAGUACGCGUCGGUGUCUCGCACCUUUAGUUCCCGUCGCGGGAGGGUUCACGCGGACUCGUUUCAUUGAACCCCCGUUUAACGUGGUACGCGCGCUCGUCGCGUCGCGCAGAGGGUAACGAUCUAGCGCGAUCGAUGAUCGAGCGAGCGGCAGGGCGUAGGGAGGGAAGCAGGGGGUGCUCAAGAAGACGGAGUCGCCACGAGUUCGCGUACUCUCGCCCGCGCGGUCACCGCUCUCCGUAAUCUACGCGCGCGCUCUCCCUCUUUUGUGUACAGACUUAUUAUGCCCGCGUUCACGGUGCCACAUACACUGUAUUACACGCGUAACACGCGCGUAGUUCACACGCACGUCUAGAUUUUGUAACGGCUGCGAAGAGUAGGAGGAGGAGGAGGAGGAGGAGAGAGCCAGUGACGUGCACGCGCGCGAAACGCGUAUUUUAUCGACGACGACGACGACGACGACGUGCACACACGCGUGUGUGUGCACGCAACACGUACGUACACACAUACGCAACACGACUCACGGUCUAACGACGAUAAACACGUCUGUACCUGUAUACGCACGAGGAAAGGGGAUAAUACACGCGGGCGAGACAGUGACACGCGUGACGUACAUUCGUAUACACGUGUGCGUUCGAGAAACCCCGGUAAAACGAACGCGGAAGGAGGUGAAGGAGGAGAAGGAGGAGGUGAUGGUGGUGGAAAGACGAAUGUGACGGCAGAGUCGCAAUCGGAGGCGCCAACAUCGUGCGGAAAAAACGGGCACGGUGCAAUCAUGUUCCUAUUAGGUUUCAUAUCUAAGCGAGUAAUUAAUUAUACCAGUAAAUAUAAUGAUGAUG